Molecule: messenger RNA, 4628 nt
Organism: Macroventuria anomochaeta
Lineage: Eukaryota; Fungi; Ascomycota; Dothideomycetes; Pleosporales; Didymellaceae
Product: Trs120-domain-containing protein
Exons: 3
Coding region: 90-4628 (1512 amino acids)
Cellular component (GO): trans-Golgi network
Source: RefSeq, a predicted model, not a curated record
GAUGCAUCCAAAAGCCAACGUCGUCCUCGACAUACGGUAGCACAUAUCCUCCUGGGCCGCCAGGUCACGUAUCAGACUCCGAUGUGGUGAUGGCAGCCGAGCCCCUCUCUCCGAUGGACUUUAUCGCCCCUGCGCGCAUCAAAGCGCAGCUUCUCCCAGUUGGCCGUAUCAGACGUUCGCGCUUCUUAGCAUUUGUCGAUCUCCUGCGUCAGCAAUCUCUUGUUCGACUUGGAGAUGUCAGUCCCGACCCUCGGCCAGAUAGGAAUAUGUUCUCUCCUUUAGCAUUUCCCAAUGGAACACUUCUGUAUGAUCUAUCAACAUCACUACCCUCAGCUUCACAGUCGUCUUUGUCGCCCUUUGAACAAUUCCGGGAGCCACUUCUGGUGAUCGGCAUUGCAGACGCGACAGAGUAUCCAUGGCUAGAUGGGUCACGUGCUGAUGGAGACAACUCAACUGUUGAGCCAGCGGCCGACGAGGACGCACAGGAAUUGAUUUCAGCAGCUCGAGACCUCCGAGAACAGUUUCCGAAAGCAUACCACCACUGCGUCAUGGCCUUCGAAUCUGUAUCCCAAUCUCGGCAUCCGCGCUUGCCUCAAGAUACCUUGUUGGUACCUCCGAUGGCACGGCUCAAGACGACGACCUUAAAGACCAUCAUGUGCGAUUUGACCUCGACAUUAUUAGCAGAGAUGACAACACUCGCCCGGUCGAUGCAAGCCCUGCCAACGAUUACAUCACCUGCUUCACACAGCGGAUCAGCAGACAAUGCUCCUAGCUGGGCCAGUCCAGAGUCUGGCACAGCUCAGUUUUCGAGGCGAGCCUCACAAACCCCCACAGCAAGCAGGCCUGAGUCACCCGUUUCUGGGGCACAACCUAAGGAUCUGCACCGCAUGUCUAUGCCUGUGUUACCGUCAUCAUCUGGGGGUCCGUUAUCGACAGACGAUUCCAGAGCCGGCUCGCCCUCCACUCAAGGCACCCGCACACCUCCAACUACAUUCGAUGAGAUAUCAGGAGUGAAUGCUCCAACUUCUCCACCUCGAAACAACACCACCUCAACCAAGUCGGCCAGAGAUACCAGCGCUGACAGGGUGUCCAUCCAAGGUUUCGGAUCUGGCGGUGUUAGAGAACGCGCGCGGAACAAAGGACGCGGACGAGUGAGCAUCGUGAUUGGUUCUCUGUACAUGUGCGCAGGACACUGGCACGAGGCAAUAAGGGAGCUUACGGAUGGUGCUACCAGAGCUCGAGCCUACAGUGAUCACUUAUGGCAAGCGAAAGCCCUUGAGAACAUUACGGUGUGCCUGUUGCUGUUUGCAUGGUCGGGAAUGGACUUCCAAAUACCUCAAAUAUGCUUUCCUAUAUACGACAAAUCGUCUUCUUCCAAAUCACCCGACCAUACGCCAUCGAACAGCGUAUCUGAUAUGUCCGCACCAGGAAGAUCAUCCAGCCACGGGGUGGCUCUCGAGAGUCUCAACCAUCUACUUCCCGAUCUGGUGAACAUGAUCCUGAACAUGUACAGCCGAGCGGCAAACUUUACAGGCGAAGCCAUGCCGCCACUAGCACUCUCAGAGUGUGUCAUCAGAUUUUCCAAGCUCCUGGCCGCCAUGAACCUUUCUGCCGGGUAUCUUGACUAUGAUGCUUUGCAGCACCUGGUACGAAAUACGCCAUAUGUACAAAAGCCGAGACUGUCAGUGCCGAGGUUGAGCGUUCAUCCUACUCGGAAUGACAUCGCAACGAUGUUGUUCAGGGCUCUCCCUGGUCCUGUAGAGACGUCAGUAAUGAAUUCUACAGACCGGGUGCUAGUACUGGCGGGCGUUGCAUCUGUGCUAUCGUCCUUGGGCUUACAGCGUAAGAAAGCAAUCGUGAUGAAAGAGUUUAUCACGUCGUUGAUACCAGGCCUGGUGCAAGCCCGGAAGAUUGGGGCAGCAGAAAUGGGUGUCCACCCUGCCGCUGGUCUUGCUGCGCUCAACAUGGUAGGUGGGCAUCCAUCUGGUGCUGGGGCCCUGAAUCUUGGAGAAGCCGAAGUAGAGAACGGCAUCGAAGAGUUCCUUGGUUUGCUUGGACGAAUUUACGGAAUACCGAACUCAAAAGGUUCAUUUUUCGAUGCACCAGCUUCAGGAACGCUGGACUCAUCCCACGAUGCGACAAGCCAGCGGCUGAUCGACCAUAUCCUGAAGAUAUCAACACUGAAGUCAUUUGGAAGUUUGAGCUUAAAGUUGGAGGUCCUACGAAUGUGUUUAAACUUCUGCGAAGCCUUACCCGACUUCAACGGAGUGCUCCACUUUACUGCUCUCUUGCUUCGGGUUGCCGGACCUGGAACAGCUCCGAGGCCGAACAGUACCGACGUUGUUGUAUCCCUCCCACGAGAAGAACAAGUCAGACUGUUUUCAAACAUAUCCCGUACAGUUGCAGCGGCGAACAAGCUUGGUUUGCAACACAUGGAGACCGAGUACUGGGAUGACUUUCUACUCCGUGGACUUUUCAUCUUGGAGGAGCCAGUACCUCUACGUCUGACACAGCACCGCCCUGCAGAGCUACAGCUGGCAAAGUCAGAGAAAGAUGGCCCUUUCCUACACAACCCAUGGUUGAAGAAGCCACAGACCGGCGCAUCUGAGACCAUCCUCGUCGCUAACGAGGACUACCGCUUUGUUCUAGCACUGCAGAACCCUUACGACUUCGAGCUUGAGGUGCAAUCUUUGAGGAUCGCUGCGGAUGAUAUUGAAUUUGUCGGCAAAGAAGAACAUUUCUUGCUAGGUCCUUAUCGAACACAGAAGUUCCAAAUCACCGGCAAAGCGCUCUCAUCAGGUUCAAUGAAGAUCAUCGGAUGCUACAUCAAAGUAAUUGGUUGCCGGGAGCGUUUAUUUCCUAUCUUCCCGCAACCCUGGAGACCAACAAGAGAGUCGAAGAUGAAGCGAAUAGGUCUUAAAGCGUGUCUAGGCGCGCCAGCCUCUCGACCUUCCACUGCAGUCGACCCCACAAUCGCAAGGAAAGCACCAUCUGCGCCGCAACCGGAGACGUUGACCUUUAGCGUCAUCCCUGACCAACCCGUCAUCGUAGUCUCCAAGGUUUCUCUACCCCAAUCAGCACUCAUGGUCCUCGAAGGAGAGCGGAAGCUGUUCACGGUAACCGUAAAGAACACCUCGGCUACCACAGCAGUUGAUUUUGUGCACAUAACCUUCCAGGACUCUGCAACAACGGCUAUGCAGUCCGCCCUCACGGAAAAGGGGUUGCCUGCUGCUGAACUACACGAGCUGGAGACACAGCUAGCACGUUUCCCAUCAUUGCGUUGGUGCAAAAACGACGAAGAAGAAUCGUUCAAUAUUGCACCCAGCACAGAGGCAGAAUUCACUGUCGAAGUCAUUGGUCGCACCCGCUUAACAGAUGCUGUCAUCCAGAUCAACUAUGCUCACCUUGGCAAGCGACGAUCUGAGGUACAAGACCGAUUCUUCACUCGACAAGUAUCCGUACCCAUAUCGAUCACAGUCAACGCAAGCGUUCAACUUCAGCGUCCAGACGUCGUACCACUCUCUGACGACUUCGCAUGGUCGAACCGAAACGAGCAGUCCACCCAAUCCAUCACAACAUCACCAUCAGCCGCAUUACUCGACAAAAACAGCAGCCACUACCAGAACUUCUUCCAACACAUGCGCACCCUCGGCCACGGCGACGAGUACUGCCUUUUGCUACUUGACCUGCGCAACUCCUGGCCCAACCCGCUCACCACCACGCUCCAAGUGCGCCCACCACCGUCCCUCCCCGCCGACAACAACUACUCCGAUGAUUGGGACAACGCCUACACCGUAACCGAAGUAAUCCAACCCGGCCACGUCCACCGCAUCGCCAUUGUGCUCCCACGAAUCUAUAUCGCAGACCCGCACGCCGCCGUGCCCUCGCUCAACCCCGCCAGCCAGCGCCAGUUCGUCGUCAGCACGAGCAACACCUCGCCUGAGACUGAGCGCGCGAGCAGAGAAGCAUUUUGGUACCGGCACAGCUUGCUGCAGUUCGUGCGCGGGGCGUGGAAAGAAGGGAGUGGGAGACACGGGGAUAUCGAGUUGCGCAGUAUACGAUUCUCGAGUAGGAUGGUUGAGGCUAUCAAACUCGAUGACUUAGAAAUCGAGGCGAGCCUGUCCUCUGACUUUGCGAAGGGGGGUGAGAGUGAGAGUGGGCAGAUGAAGCAGCUCGGACGCCGCAAAUUCUCUGUCCGCGUCGACUCCUUCCUAACGCUUAAAACGAGGGUCAAGAACCGCAGUCCCAACCCCAUCUCGACGGUGCUGAGACUGCAACCGUACCUCGCAGGUCUACCUCACAACCUCGCGCUCGACCUCGAUAAACGACUGUCCUGGACUGGAGUGCUGCAGGUCAAACUCCCCGUUAUUCCGCCCGGCGAGGCUGUAGAGUCUGAACUUGGUGUUGUGGCGCUGUGCAGUGGUAUCUUUGAGGUUGGUGCUACGGUUGAUGAGGCGGAGAUGAUCAAAGUUGAGGGUGGGGAGGGAGAAGGAGGGGAGAAAGGAGGAAGACCGAGGAGUAAUACGCAGAUGCUGUUGCGAGGGGGUGAUGUGUUAGGGGAGCCGAAGUUGAGGAGUUGGCAUUUGAGAGAGCCGUGUACGAUUGUUGCGAGGAGAGGAGAUGAGUGA